UUGUACGUAUUAUAUUGUGUCACACUUCACAGUUGUUAAUCGAGUGUCAGAGAGAGCGCUCGCGUCCAACAUGUCGCAGGAUAACCUCACAGCUGUUUUGUACAAAGCGAAAGAUUUAAGACUCGAACAAACGCCGAUUCCAGAAAUUGGCGACGAUGAGGUUCUUCUUCGUAUGGACUGUGUGGGCAUUUGCGGCUCCGACGUCCACUACUGGCAGGGCGGCAGCUGUGGACAUUUUGUAUUGAAGGAUCCUAUGAUUAUGGGACACGAGGCCUCUGGCGUCGUCGCGAAGGUGGGGGGAAACGUUAAAAAUCUGUGUGUGGGCGAUCGUGUUGCUAUUGAACCGGGUGUUCCGUGCCGCUACUGCGAGUUCUGUAAGACUGGACGGUACCACCUCUGUCCUGACAUACAGUUCUGCGCCACGCCUCCCGUCCACGGAAACCUCUCCAGAUACUACAAACACGCCGCGGACUUCUGUUACAAAUUGCCGGAUCAUGUCUCUAUGGAGGAAGGUGCUUUGUUGGAACCUCUAUCAGUGGGAAUCCACGCGUGUCGUCGCGGAGGCGUCACAGCUGGGGACUUUGUGCUGAUACUAGGAGCUGGUCCCAUAGGCCUCGUCACACUCCUCGCAGCCAGGGCCAUGGGCGCCAGCAAGAUCGUGAUCACAGACAUCUUGGAGUCUCGGCUGGAGACAGCCCGUGAGUUGGGCGCGGAUCAUACGUUGUUGGUGUCUCGUGACUCCAACGAGGCGGACCUGGUCCGAGCGCUCCACGACCUCCUGGGGGCGCACCCCGAUGUGUCCGUGGACGCCAGCGGAGCGCCCGCCACCGUGCGACUCGCGCUACUGGCCACUAAGUCAGGGGGUUGUGCUGUCCUGGUCGGUAUGGGCAGCCCUGAGGUCACCCUGCCUCUGGCCGGGGCCAUGGCGCGAGAGGUCGACAUCAGAGGCAUCUUCAGAUACGUCAACGAAUACCCCAUCGCUCUAUCGCUGGUGUCGAGCGGUCAGAUCAACCUGAAGCCGCUGGUGACGCACCACUUCUCACUGGAGGAGACCUUGGAGGCCUACGAGGUCGCGCGGAGAGGAGCCGGCAUCAAGGUCAUGAUACACGUCCAGCCGAGGGAUGCCAACAACAAAGUCAAAUUCCAAUGACGAAGCACGAACAGCAAUAAAGCUUCAACUAAUUGUUCAUUCAGAAAACGUGGAGAACGAAGAUAUGAGAAGCGCGCCAUUCACUCAUUCGUUCACUGAUUAAAUGAAUUUGUUGCCAAAUUAUUCAAUAAGAAUCAGAUUUAAUACAUAGUGUAAGUGCACACUACAUACAGUUUGUUAGAAAUGUAAAUCAGACAAAAAGUAUAUUGUUAUUCUUUUAUACAACAAUAAAUUAUGAAUUUAAUACGAAACGGA
This is a messenger RNA of Danaus plexippus (monarch butterfly), 1405 nucleotides long. Its product is annotated as sorbitol dehydrogenase-like. The record is from RefSeq and is a predicted model, not a curated record. Gene Ontology annotation, molecular function: zinc ion binding; L-iditol 2-dehydrogenase (NAD+) activity. The transcript is spliced from 8 exons. NCBI's taxonomy places the organism in Eukaryota, Metazoa, Arthropoda, Insecta, Lepidoptera, Nymphalidae. Gene Ontology annotation, biological process: D-sorbitol catabolic process. Bases 71 to 1150 code for a protein of 359 amino acids.